UACUCGAUAACGUUAUCUACAACAUAUACAUGUCGGAGUUAUAUGUGAGUACUGUUUCUAGGAAAGCAAAAAUGAAUAGAGAUACAUCUACAUGUAGGUGCAUUCCAAAGGCAUGCAACGGGAGCCGGAUUAUUCGUUGUAGGUCACGUUGAUGCGUAGUAAGACUGCGCAUGUCGCAAUCAAUUCUUUCAAGUGCCCCUUCCAAUGUACUUAAAUCACUUACAUCUCAUAGUACGCCAAGAGGGAAACCGUACGCAAUAUAAUUUAAUAUGCAUUGCUCAAUGAUACUUACAAAAAAACUGUGAAUGCUGUUAACUCGGCAUGCGCGCGCAAGUACGGCUUCUGUGACACAAAAACACCAAAACUCUCGCAUUUAUUGGCUUACGUCGAACAGACACGACCGGAAAAAUACGGUGAAAAUUUCCGGAGUAACUCGACGAUUUUCUAAAAUUAAACUCAGAAAAGGCGGCUUUAUUAAAGGCUAGUCCAGUCCUCUGGACUCUAAAUUAUCUUCACCUGUAAUGGAGAAAGGUGAUCGCGUUUCAGAAUAUUUAUUCGCGAAGAUGGGCCCAGGGGACCGGGGGCCGAAGACCACAGACCCCAGGUCUGCUGCUGCUGCAGUGGAAUAUACCGGGGUGAGGAAGUGGUUUAUAGAUAAUACACUUCUGGUUGUGACCUUGGCUGGUGUAUUGAGCGGUAUUGCAAUCGGUUUUGGUCUUCGACCAUAUCACCUGGGUGCCGAUGCUCUCAUGAUAAUUUCAUAUCCUGGAGAAUUGUUCAUGAGGCUCUUAAAACUGAUGAUUCUACCUCUAGUGAUAGCCAGUCUCAUUGCUGGUUCGGCAAGCCUGAAUGCGAAGAUGAGUGGUAAAAUCGCUUUAAGAACCUUAUCCUACUUUGUAUUAACAUCAAUGUUCAAUGCUUUUCUGGGAGUGGUUUUGGCGGUGUUGAUACACCCAGGUGAAUCUUAUUUGAAAGAUAUUUCUGGGACACCAGUUCAGAAGAGCGAGCAUAGUAUAUUAGACAGUCUUCUGGAUAUCGGUCGAAACAUCUUCCCGGAUAACAUAGUUCAGGCUGCAUUUCAGCAAGCCCAUACCGUUUACGUCCAGCCCCAGACAAUGUUAUCAAGUAAUGGUACAGAGAAUGGCACACAACCAGCCUUGGUUAGAGUAGUUCAAUAUAGGUCGGGAACAAAUACAUUAGGUUUAGUAUUUUUCUGCUUAGUAUUUGGCAGUUUAUUAGGAACCCUCGGAGCAAAAGGGCAAGUCGUUGUAGACUUCUUCCAGGCGAUCUUCGAGGUGAUCAUGAAAAUGGUGACAGGUGUGAUGUGGUUCACACCUGUGGGUGUGAGCAGCGUUAUCGCUGGAAAGAUUCUUGGUGUCGAUAAUGUUGCGCAAGUGAUGUCGCAACUGGCCUGGUUCAUAACCACAGUUACAAUUGGCGUAUUCUUUUAUCAGCUCAUCGUGAUGCAAUUACUCUACUUUCUUUUCCUAAGAAGAAACCCAUACAAGUUCUAUUGGGGAUUAUCUCAUGCUAUGCUGACGGCUUCGGCCACCGCGUCCACUGCAGCAGCGUUACCAAUAACAUUCCGUGCGAUGGAAGGGCCGCUACAUAUCGACUCCCGUAUUACCCGUUUUGUUCUGCCUAUAGGCUGUAACAUAAAUAUGGACGGAACAGCUCUCUUUCUAGCAGUUGCCAGUGUGUUUAUAUGCCAGAUGAAUAAUAUGCAUAUGGGAUUUGCUCAACUGGCAACUAUAUUCUUAACAUCAACGGCGACUUCAUUAUCAUCAGCGUCAGUACCGUCGGCUGCAAUGGUGCUACUCCUCGUGGUGCUGGCCGCUGUGGAUGCGCCAACAGAAGAUGUUUCGCUUUUAUUCGCCGUCGACUGGCUGGUUGACAGAAUACGGACUACAAACAAUAUGUUGGGAGAUUGCUAUACAGCGGCUAUUGUGGAACACCUAUCAAAACAUGAGUUGAUGGCUUGUGACGCUGCAUCUAUGGAACCGGUAGCUACCAACGGUACUUUGCCGACCACAACAACAGAUUUAGAUAUAGUUUCAUCGAAGAAGUCUUUAGAGUCCGAUGAUAUUGUAAUAGACAUGCAUUUAGGUAAUAAUAAGAGUUAGUUAUUGUUAUGUAAUCAGUAAUCAUUGUAAUUUUACACACGUUUAUGUAAUCAUGUAUCUAAAACAUCGCAAUGUAAUAUCGAGCUUGGAACGGGAGAAACUAGACUAUAUCACUGAAAUGAGGAUCAAAUUAAUGACGACUUUAGCCGAGGCGAUUGCUAACAAAAUUUAAACCGUUCAAUGUUACUUUGUUAUGACUAUGACAUACAAUUUCGUUUCUUAUCAUCAAUAUGAAAAUCGGUUAAUCAACACAUGCAUUUUUAGGUGGUCCAAUUCCUUGUUUAUAAGAACCCUGUGAGUUUUUACUUAGUUUUACAUUUAAAAGCUAUUGCAGUUACAGUAGGAUUAAAACAUAAUUAGAUUAUAGAUGUAGGUAUGUCAACGUUAAAAUUGUAGGCGUUUUGUUAUAUUUGUGCAAAUACGUUCAAAAUAUCACCUUUGUUUUGUGGUUUUUGCAUUUAAAAUACGAUUUGAUAUUGUAUGACCCAAAACGUAAUGUUACAGGUUUUUUGUGUUUCCCAGAAUUUUUGUGGCCUACCUUAGACAACCUUAAUUGUUUAGCCCAUACGUAACAUUAAAUUUUUAUAUUUAAAAAAAUUGUUCCCCUAAUUGUACUCCUAAAUUUACAUCAUAGGUUUUAGGAAGGAAUCACUAAGAAUUUUUUAACGAAACAAUAGUAAAUAUUCAAAACUUAAUGAAUGACUGGAAUUCAAAUUCCUAAUAAUUAAAAUAAAGAGUUUUUCUAUGUUAAGUUACUGAGUUUUCUGUAUUAAUUCCUUACGCUUGAUAUUUCUACAUAGAUAUUUCAUAUUGGAUUCCAAUUUGGUCUUAUAUCCAGUGGAUUUCGAUUGCCCCCUUAACAAUCGAAUUGCCCCUCUGGGGACUCUUCGUUGGGGAGUACAGGUCUAACAAUAAUUGCUUUAUUUAAAAUGAUAAGUCUUCUAAAUAUGAAGUUUUUAUGUAAAACUGUAAAGAUACUAUCAAGUAACAAGGAGCUUUCUAAUAUUUUGAACGUAUUUUCACAUGUAGGUAUAGGCAUUCGUGCUGAAAUACACAAAGGUCAACAAAAGCAGUUUUUGAGAGCUCCUUCAUCAUGUCGACGUUUGUGUAUUUGAAAUUAAUUGUAGGGUAACCAGAUAUUAAUCUGCUCAACCCCUUUAAGAGCCAUUCAAGUAUUACAUAAGCAUAUAUACCGUUAUUACCCAACCUUCCUCUUGUCAUAAAAAGAAAGCAAUGGUCUCAAAAAUAAUAGUACAGUAAACAUAGUAGUACAUAAAAUUAUUCGUUUUUUUGUAGGAAUCCUUGUAAAUGCAUUUCGUUCUCCAGCAAAGACAAUGUGUGGGUAAUGUGUGUAAAAAGUAAAUUAAUACAAAUGACGUAAUAAAAAAAAAUAAGACAAUCAAAGUAGCCCUAUAGUGCUUACGUAAUACUUGAACGGCCCCUUAUUUAAUUCGGGGCCUAAUCAAUUAUGAAGUAUUAUCAUAUAGACUUUAUACUUUGUGAUAAUGUAGGUAUUGUAGUAUAGCCCCAACUGUGAUAUGUAUGUUCAAUUUAUAUUAGGAAUAAAGAGCUUUAAUCGUGA
Molecule: messenger RNA, 3705 nt
Organism: Pieris rapae (cabbage white)
Lineage: Eukaryota; Metazoa; Arthropoda; Insecta; Lepidoptera; Pieridae
Gene: Eaat2
Product: excitatory amino acid transporter
Exons: 9
Coding region: 522-2123 (533 amino acids)
Biological process (GO): L-glutamate transmembrane transport
Cellular component (GO): plasma membrane
Molecular function (GO): L-glutamate transmembrane transporter activity; glutamate:sodium symporter activity; neutral L-amino acid transmembrane transporter activity
Source: RefSeq, a predicted model, not a curated record